UAUUAUUAGAUUGAAUUGUGCAAAUUCACUCAGUAGCAUAGUUGAAUUCUGGUGUGUGUGUGGGUGUUUGUUUUUCGUUUCCCGGUCGUGCUUACGAAGAUCUAAAGAUGUUUAUGUCACGUAGUGAGUAUGAUCGAGGAGUAAAUACGUUCUCCCCGGAGGGCCGUCUGUUCCAAGUUGAAUAUGCCAUUGAGGCAAUUAAGUUGGGUUCAACAGCUAUCGGUAUCCAGACAUCAGAAGGGUGCGUACUAGCCGUCGAAAAACGUGUUACGUCGCCACUCAUGGAAAGCACGACAAUCGAAAAAAUUGUCGAAAUUGAUAAUCAUAUCGGAUGCGCCGUCUCCGGACUGAUGGCCGACUCGCGCACCUUGAUCGAUCGCGCCCGUGUCGAGGCUCAGAACCACUGGUUCCUAUACAAUGAAAAAAUGCACGUUGAAUCCUGUGCUCAGGCGGUUUCUAAUUUGGCUAUUAAAUUUGGCGAUAGCGAUAAUGAUGAUGGAGCCGCGAUGUCGCGACCGUUUGGAGUGGCUAUUUUGUUUGCAGGAAUCGAUGCAAACAAAGGACCUCAGCUUUUCCAUAUGGAUCCUUCUGGAACGUAUGUCGAAUUCCUUGCUAAGGCCAUCGGGUCGGGAUCUGAGGGAGCGCAGCAGGCUCUCCAAGAGAAAUAUCACAAAUCGAUGACACUUAAAGAUGCUCUCAAGGAGACGUUAGUUAUCUUGAAGCAGGUGAUGGAGGAGAAGUUGAGCUCUGUUAACGUUGAGGUAGCCACCGUAACGAAAGAAAAGGGAUUCCACAUGUUUACCAAGGCAGAGGUUGAGGAAGUAAUCAAAGAUAUUUAAAUAUGCCUUAAACUCUAGCUAACUUGACCAGCUUUUGUGCUAACGGUAACACACAUCAUAGUUGGACUGACACUAUACUGCGCAGACGUAAGAAGUCAUUAGUUCUCUCAUACGUCCAAUUCAAAGGCAAAGGAAGUAUAGUGAAAUAAAUUUUUACUUAAACUAA
This is a messenger RNA of Varroa destructor (honeybee mite), 1005 nucleotides long. RefSeq names its product proteasome alpha5 subunit (gene Prosalpha5). Gene Ontology annotation, biological process: proteasome-mediated ubiquitin-dependent protein catabolic process. The record is from RefSeq and is a predicted model, not a curated record. Gene Ontology annotation, cellular component: proteasome core complex, alpha-subunit complex; proteasome core complex. NCBI's taxonomy places the organism in Eukaryota, Metazoa, Arthropoda, Arachnida, Mesostigmata, Varroidae.